Messenger RNA from Mercenaria mercenaria, 1611 nucleotides. RefSeq lists its product as uncharacterized. NCBI's taxonomy places the organism in Eukaryota, Metazoa, Mollusca, Bivalvia, Venerida, Veneridae. The coding region runs from base 1 to 1611 and encodes 536 amino acids. The record is from RefSeq and is a predicted model, not a curated record. The transcript has a single exon.
AUGCUAAGCCAACACAAAAAACUAAAUAGCCAGGAAGUGUCUAAGGCAAUUACCCCGAUUAAGAUAAGCCCCCUUUCGUUCUGGAUUAAAGGCUAUAAACUGGCAGAUCAUCUAUUGGAAGGUUUUAAGAAUGGUUUCCGUUUAGGUUUUGUUGGCGAUAGAUGCUCCUAUACAACGAAAAAUCUAAAAUCUUGCUAUGAGUUACCGGAAGUUGUGUCGGCAAAAUUAGAAAAAGAAAUAGCGUUAAAAAGGAUAGCGGGACCUUUCAGUAUCCCCCCUUUCCAACCUUUUAGGGUAAGUCCUAUAGGAGUAGUCCCUAAAAAGGAGCCAAACUCUUAUAGGUUAAUUCAUCAUUUAAGCUAUCCACUUGGUAAUUCUGUAAAUGAUUUUAUCGGUCCAAACCUCGCCACAGUCCAGUACUCUACUUUUGACCAAGCAGUUACCAUGGUUAGGAAUUUAGGUCAGGGCUGUCUGAUGGCUAAAACAGACAUAGACUCGGCAUACCGUAUCAUACCCAUUCAUCCAAUUGACUAUUCACUUCUAGGUUUUAAAUUCAAUGACUCAUACUUUUAUGACCGUUCGCUCCCCAUGGGUGCUAGCUCUUCUUGCGCAAUCUUCGAUCGCUUCAGUUCAGGUUUGAAGUGGAUAGCUCAAUGUAAGCUUUCAAUUCCUCACAUCCUGCAUAUUCUAGAUGAUUUCCUUAUUAUGGGCCCCAAAGAUUCUAACAAAUGUGAAACUGAUUUGAGGGUAUUUCUCGAUUUAUGCAGAGCUAUUCGAGUUCCUAUAAAACACGAGAAAACUGUCACAGCGACAACUGUGAUCACAUUCAUGGGUCUGGAACUUGAUUCUAACAAAAUGGAAGCUAGGCUACCUAAAGACAAACUUGUCAAACUUUACAAUUUACUGGUGUCUUACAAAUCACGUAGGAAAAUUAAAUUACGGGACUUACAAUCCCUUUUAGGUCUUUUGAAUUUUUGCUGCAAAGUAGUGCUACCAGGUAGGGCCUUCCUCAGACGAUUAAUUGAUCUCACCAAAGGUGUGUGCAAACCCCACCAUAGGAUAACUAUAAGUAAAGAAGGGAGGCGUGAUUUAGAAGCAUGGUACUAUUUCAUCGAACAUUUCAAUGGGAAACACAUUUUACUGGAUCAAAAAUGGUUAACUAACCAGGCUUUACAUCUGUUUACAGAUGCCUCAGGUUCAAUUGGGUACGGAGCUAUUUUAAAUACUCAGUGGUUUUACGGGACUUGGCCUGUAACUUUGGCUGAUUCACAUAUCACAUACAAGGAAUUUUUUCCUAUAACGUUGGCUCUUGAAUUAUGGGGCUCUCAACUGGCAAACAAAUGCAUUGUCUUACAUUCUGACAAUAAUGCUGUAGUACACAUCAUAAACAAACAGUCCUGUAAGGAUUCUCAAAUCAUGUAUCUAGUGAGGAGUAUGGUACUUGCCUGUAUGAAACACAAUAUCCUCGUACGCUCAGAGCAUGUGCCAGGCAAACAGAACACUUUAGCAGAUAUGCUUUCUCGUUUACAGAUAGAAGAAUUCCUGAGGAACGCCCCUUACGCAGACAGGGUAGCCACGCGUAUUCCAGAGGCCUUGCUCAAACACCAUUGA